Messenger RNA from Rotaria sp. Silwood1, 537 nucleotides. Lineage: Eukaryota; Metazoa; Rotifera; Eurotatoria; Philodinida; Philodinidae. The record is from the annotation of a GenBank genome assembly.
AUGAAAAUUCUAACAACAUCAACGAAGCAUGAAAAUUUUGAUACAAGUGUCCCAUCUAAACUUAACAAUAAAAUGACCAUCAAUACUCCUAUAAUCAAAAAUUUACCUGUACAAAAUAUAUUAACAACUCCAUUGAAAAAUAUUCAAACACCUGUAACAUCAAUUGGACAUAUCGACAUGAAAGAUUCAUCAUCAAAUACAACUGAAAUAAACAUAGAUCAUCAAUCUGUUAUGCUUAAUUCGUCAUUAACAGAUUAUAUUUGUCGUAAAAGUGAAUCUUCAAUAGAUUUGAAAAAUUUAUUGAUGGAAUCAAACGAAAAUAAAUCAUUACUUCCAUUACAUUCACGAUAUCUCGUCUCCUUCGAAUUUGCUAAUCGAGAAGAACAUUUAGUUGAAGUUGCUGAACUUGAACGUUCAUUUUAUCGAGUUUCACGUAUAAAUAUAUAUAAAAAAGUACGUGAACGUUUAGCUAUAAUGAAGCUAAUUGAUAUUGAUUUAACAAAUUUAUUACGAGCUAUUUUACAAUCUUUUCCAUAG